Molecule: messenger RNA, 2262 nt
Organism: Cryptomeria japonica (Japanese cedar)
Lineage: Eukaryota; Viridiplantae; Streptophyta; Pinopsida; Cupressales; Cupressaceae
Exons: 1
Coding region: 1-2262 (753 amino acids)
Source: RefSeq, a predicted model, not a curated record
AUGAACUGGGCUUCUCAGUCCAGUCAGAACUCGGGCAUGUUACUCCUUGACUUCGAAAAAGCAUACGAUAGGAUUGAAUGGAGCUUCAUUCACAUGAUGCUUGAAGCUUUUGGUUUUCCUCCCUUCUUCUGCAAGGCUGUCAGUAUGCUUCUCCAGGAUGCUUGCGCCCAAAUUGACAUUAAUGGCUCCCUGUCUGAUACCUUUCCCUUGGGAAGGUCCAUACGGCAAGGCUGCCCUUUGGCCCCUGCUCUCUUCGCCAUUGCUUCUGAUGCUCUAUUUUAUCUUCUUAGAGAUAAUACACUUUCCCCUACUGUCCAAGGCAUAUCUCUCCCCAACAAUGAGGAGCUCAUCAACAGCCAAUUUGCUGAUGACACGGCUAUUUUCUUUAAAAAUACUGCUGAUAACUUUGAAAAUCUGCAAUCCAAGUUAAAGAUAUUCUGUAAAAUUUCUGGAGCUAAGAUUUCGCAUUCUAAGUCCAUCUGUCUGGGAUGGAAUGAACACCCCCCUGAAUGGUUUAAAAAUUAUGAAUUCCAAUGGGGAGGUCCCCAAAAGAUUGUGAAAUAUCUUGGCAUCCCCUUUGCCAUAAAUCCCUCACUGAAAGACAUGUGGCUUUGGGUCAAAGGUAAAAUCACUAAAAAAUUGAAUAUGUGGCAUAACCGUGCUAUUUCCUUUGCUGGUAGACUUCAGGUCUGCCAAAAAAUCUUAUCCUCUUACAACAUUUAUUACUCCUUUGCGUGGAUGUUUAGUAAUUACCAAAUUUUUGAGAUUCAGAAGGCUGUUAGAGAUUUUUUAUGGUCUGAUGGUCAAGGAAAAAAAAAAAUGCACUCUGUCCAAUGGAAAUGGUGUUGUACUGAUAAACUUACUGGAGGGCUGGGACUGAAAGACCUUAGGAUCCAGGGUAUAUCCCUAGCCGCCAAAUGGAUCUUUCACUCCAUGAAUGGAGAUGCCCCAUGGAAGAUUCUUGUUAGGAAUAAUAUUGAGAGAGGCUUUCCUACUAAGGCUAAAUUCUGGAAUAACAUGCCCUUUAAUGAUUUAGUCAUUGGUAACUUCCCCAUUUCAGUUCAAGGGUCGGAAGUUUUUAAAUCUAUCUGGAAAGCCUGGAAUAUUGUUAGACCAUUUAUUGUUAACAAGGGCUUUCAUGAUGAUACUCAAAUUUAUGGUGAAAGGUCCAUCUGGUGGAAUCUUAAACUUUCAGGGAAACCCCUUGCUCUUCUACAGGGCUGUUCUGCCAAACAUUGGGCCAGCAAAGGUAUCAUUAGCUUUAUUGACAUUUUUGAACAUGAUAAUUUAAUUAGCUGGGAGGAACUGAAAAAUACUUUUAGUCUCCCAAACUCUCAGAAAAAAACUUAUAACAUGAUUCUUAAAGCAACGCAAAAUCUCCCUCCUACCUGCCAUGUUGAUUCUCAAAGGUACUUACAAUGCAAAUGGUCGGAUGGGACCAUCCUAUCCAAGAUUAAAGCUAAUAACAUUUACAAAAUUCUUGCAUAUGAUGAUUCCAUCCGUGGCCAUAUUAACAAAAUCUGGUACUCCUCGCUGGAUGUUUCUUCUUGGAAGAAGUUUUUCGUUAUUCUUUGGAAAGGUUGGGUGGAACCCAAAAUUAAAUGCUUUAAAUGGCUCUUUAUUCUUGACAGACUUCCUAUUCAGAGAAAUAACCAUGAUAAUAAUCUUUGCAAAAUUUGUAAUCUUCCGGAAACCAGCAGACAUAUCUUCUUUGAUUGUUCUUUUGCUAGAAAUAUUUGGAAUCUUUUUGGCAUAUACUACCCUACUCAUGUUUCCAUUAUUGAAAUUGUUACUGGUUAUAUUAAAGGUCUCAAAGCUGAUUCUAAUAUUUUUUGGAAUAUUUUAUCUUCUAACAUAUUAUGGCAGAUCUGGAAAUGCAGAAAUGAAGAGAAAUUCCAGGACACUCCCCGGGUUCUUACUGAGUUUUUUCUUAAACUCACAUCUUUAAAAAUUUCCUUGCAGGUGCACACCACUAUGAUGAUGGAUCAUAAGAAACUUUGUAGAUUUCUUCAGGACGGACAUGCCACCUUUUUUGCUUUCGAACUCAAGAAUGGACAUGAAUGGAGGAGAAACCUGGAUAACCUUCAAGUGUUUGAGAAGACUUUGGAUAAAGUGAGCAAAGAAAUCAAGAGAAACAGAAACUCCAAGAAAGACAUCUUAGCCAUGCUUCCGGAAAUUCCAAAUAAGAAAAAAUUUGCAUGGAUGGAAGGAGAACAGGGCUGGACCACCUGGGUCGAUAUCACUGAUGGACACCUCCAUUAG